AUAUGUAUAUAUAUAACACACAGGCUAGGCUUUCGGUAAAGUAAACAAGUACAACCACUCCAAUACAAUCAAAUCACACUUAUAAAAGCUAAUUCUUUUACUAAACGAUUUAUACAUACCACACCCUUAUCCUUAAGAAGAACAAGUUUGAUCGUGUAUUUGUGUUUCUCUUCUUCUGCUUCGUCAACUUGUGUAUUUUUCUUUAAGAUUAUGGCUCAAUCUCAAGCUGCAUACCCUCCUCAAUCCUACCCACCAGCACCAGCUGUAGAGGGAUACCCACCACCUGGUGCCUAUGCUGCACCACCUCCGGCUGGAUACCCAGGCGCUGAGUAUGCCGGUCAGCAACAAUCUCAAGCACCCGGAGCAACUACUGACAGAGGUGACAAAGGUGACGGAUUCUGGAAAGGAUGUUGUGCUGCUCUUUGCUGUUGUUGUGUGUUGGAUGCUUGCUUUUAAUCAAGGGAUUUCCUCCUCAUACCAGAAACAUCUUCUUCUCCGUCAUGCUGAUUAAGUUUUAUGAGAUUGUGGAGUGAUUAUGGCUUUAGUUUUCUUGAUUUGUUUCUAGAUCCAUCCAUACUCUAUCCUUGGAUGUUGAUAUUUGCUUUGUUUUUGCCACGCAAUAUAUUUCCGUGUGUAAUUAAAGAUGGAUCGGAUGACGUUUACUUAUAUGUAGAUUAAUUUAUUGAAUUUAAGUUCAACACUGGCUCAUUUCUUAAA
Messenger RNA from Papaver somniferum (opium poppy), 717 nucleotides. Its product is annotated as cysteine-rich and transmembrane domain-containing protein WIH1-like. The record is from RefSeq and is a predicted model, not a curated record. Lineage: Eukaryota; Viridiplantae; Streptophyta; Magnoliopsida; Ranunculales; Papaveraceae. Bases 211 to 456 code for a protein of 81 amino acids. The transcript is spliced from 3 exons. Gene Ontology annotation, cellular component: plasma membrane.